GAAGGCGGCGACAUGGCCGAGCAGGAAGGUUAAGAAGGAGCGGCGGGGGACGAGAGCCGAGUUCGCUGCGGGCCGGCUGACCCUGCUCGGGACUCAGCCUCAGCGCAAGGUUGGGCGUGGUCGGUCGGUCUGCAGGGUCGCGACCCAGGGCAUUCGUGGCCCGAGGGCGGAAUGUGCGGUGUCUCGGUUCCGGGAGCCCCGAAGGAGCGGCGCCUGUGGGCAGGGGCUGGAGACUCCUGGGUAGGGAGCUGCCUCUCGCUCUGACAGGUGGUCGUGUGGGGUGUCCCCGAGGUUUGCGUCUUCACCGGGUCCCGGGGCCUGGGGGUUAGAUGAAGCGCGGGACUCCUAGGUGUUGCGAAUCCUUCUGAGAAUGCUGCCCCGACGCCAGUCCACGGCUGUUCUUUGGGAGGACUUUUAAAACCUCUGUUAUCUAAUGGUCCUGCCUGGGUUAGUUUCCACUGUUUGUGCACUCUAAUUUUGCGGAGAUGUGAGCUUUGGGAGGGCUUUGCAGCAAAGACCCAUUCAGGUUCAUGCCCGCUUAAGUCUCUUAAUAAACUGUAGCGCGGGUGACCAAGUUGUGCACCUAUUAAGUGCUCUGUAACUGAAUUUGCAUUGAAGUUAAACCGGUUCCAGCUACCACUGAACCACGUGGCCCAUUUGGGAUCCCCUUAUUGUGCUGUUGGGAACCCUAAGGGGAAGUGACAAUUCGAAGAACAAAUAAAGAACUCUGUAUGGCUUUUCAAUUUUAGUUGAAAUUCCCUCCAUGGCCUUUUGGAGUCCCUUGGUAUGUCUCCAGAGUAAAUUUCGAUUACACUUCAUUUCAUCAAUGUUGGAGUGGCAACAAAAAGGAGGAACUGAUUUGGGGUGAAAAGGCAUAACGAACUGUAAACUUCAAAAAAAAUUUUUUUUUAAAAGAAGGAAAGAAAGAAAAAGAAAAAAGUAAAGAUGGGUGAAAAGAAACCAGAGCCUUUGGACUUCGUGAAAGAUUUCCAGGAAUAUCUGACUCAACAGACUCAUCAUGUGAAUAUGAUUUCUGGAUCAGUUAGUGGGGAUAAAGAAGCAGAGGCUCUUCAGGGAGCUGGAACAGAUGGCGAUCAGAAUGGACUCGAUCACCCAUCUGUUGAAGUUUCUCUGGAUGAAAACUCAGGAAUGUUAGUGGACGGGUUUGAAAGGACCUUCGACGGGAAGCUCAAGUGUCGGUAUUGCAGUUACGCCAGCAAAGGGACGGCCCGGCUUGUUGAACACAUCAGAAUCCACACAGGUGAGAAGCCUCAUAGGUGUCAUUUAUGUCCAUUCGCAUCUGCUUAUGAGCGCCAUCUGGAAGCCCACAUGCGUUCCCACACAGGAGAAAAACCAUACAAAUGUGAAUUAUGUUCCUUCCGCUGCAGUGAUCGGAGUAACCUGUCCCAUCAUCGGAGGCGCAAGCAUAAAAUGGUGCCAAUUAAAGGUACUAGGUCUUCCCUAAGCAGCAAGAAAAUGUGGGGAGUUUUACAGAAGAAAACAAGCAAUCUGGGCUACAGCCGAAGAGCACUGAUCAACCUAAGUCCGCCUUCCAUGGUGGUUCAGAAGCCAGACUACCUGAACGACUUUGCCCAUGAAAUCCCAAAUAUCCAGACCGACUCGUAUGAAAGUAUGGCAAAAACCGCGCCAACGGGCGGCCUGCCAAGGGACCCCCAAGAACUCCUGGUUGACAACCCUUUAAAUCAGCUCUCAACUCUGGCAGGACAGCUGUCUAGUCUCCCGCCGGAAAACCAAAACCCCGCCUCCCCCGACAUGGUCCCGUGCCCCGACGAGAAGCCUUUCAUGCUGCAGCAGCCCUCCGCCCAAGCCGUGGGGGCCGCCGUGGGGGCCGGAAUUCCGCAGAGCUCCUCCCCCGCGAGCCCGGAGCCCCGGCCGCCGCACAGCCAGAGGAACUACAGUCCGGUGGCCGGCCCGAGCAGCGAGCCGAGUGCCCACACCAGUACCCCCAGCCUAGGGAACAGCCAGCCGAGCACCCCGGCGCCGACGCUGCCCGUCCAGGACCCCCAGCUCCUGCACCACUGCCAGCACUGUGACAUGUACUUCGCCGACAACAUCCUUUACACCAUUCAUAUGGGAUGUCAUGGGUAUGAGAAUCCUUUCCAGUGUAACAUAUGUGGCUGCAAAUGUAAAAACAAGUAUGAUUUUGCCUGUCAUUUUGCAAGGGGACAACAUAACCAACACUGACUGAAACUAAUCACAUUAUGCUUUACCCGGUUUUACCUUUUUGUUUUAUAGUUUUGUUUAUGGUUUUUCUUUUUUCUG
This is a messenger RNA of Suricata suricatta (meerkat), 2283 nucleotides long. RefSeq names its product IKAROS family zinc finger 5 (gene IKZF5). The record is from RefSeq and is a predicted model, not a curated record. The transcript is spliced from 5 exons. Gene Ontology annotation, biological process: regulation of transcription by RNA polymerase II. Bases 946 to 2205 code for a protein of 419 amino acids. Gene Ontology annotation, molecular function: DNA-binding transcription factor activity; RNA polymerase II cis-regulatory region sequence-specific DNA binding. Lineage: Eukaryota; Metazoa; Chordata; Mammalia; Carnivora; Herpestidae.